This is a messenger RNA of Botrytis fragariae, 1341 nucleotides long. Its product is annotated as putative kelch domain-containing protein. The record is from RefSeq and is a predicted model, not a curated record. The transcript is spliced from 2 exons. NCBI's taxonomy places the organism in Eukaryota, Fungi, Ascomycota, Leotiomycetes, Helotiales, Sclerotiniaceae. Gene Ontology annotation, molecular function: protein binding. Bases 1 to 1341 code for a protein of 446 amino acids.
AUGAUGGAAAUUAGUGCAACGGCUGCAAAGAUCACUCACGGUCUCUUCCAGAAUACACAUCCCCUCAAAGCAAAAUGGAAUCGCAUUAAUGGAGUUGAGCUCCCAAGAUCAUCUCAUAGUGUCUCGGUCGUCGCAGGUCGAGCAUAUAUCUUCGGAGGUGAAAUCGAUCCACGCGAACCAGUCGACAAUGAUAUGCAUGUCAUCAUCCUUCCUUCUGGCACAGUCACCAGCGCCGACUAUCGAACUAUUGCUGCCAAGCCUACACAUAAUGGUGGUGAGGUUCCAGAAAAGAGAGUAGGACAUACAGCAGGAGUCAUCGGAGAACGAAUUUUUAUCUUUGGUGGAAGAGGUGGCCCAGAGAUGAAACCUCUUGAAGAAAACGGCAGAGUUUGGGUCUACGAUACUAGGACAGAUAAAUGGUCUUUCUUAGAUCCAGCUCCUGGCACGCCAUUCCCAGCUGCGCGAUCUUACCAUACGAGUGUUGCUAUCGAAAAACCUGAGCCAUCAAAUAUGAAGAGUGCAGACUUCGAUCAGGCUAUUGAUGAAACUAAAAUUGGCACAAUUGCAGAAGGUGCCCAGACAGACGAGGAGCAAGGUGGUCAUGGAACAUUCUUCAUCCACGCAGGAUGCCCAGUCUCUGGACGAACAAAUGAUCUCUGGGCAUUUGAUGUUCGAAGUCGUACAUGGAAGGAAUUUCCUUCUGCUCCAGGGAAACCCAGAGGUGGCACAUCACUCGCAGUUUCAAAGCAGAGGAUCUACCGAUAUGGCGGUUUCAAUGGCGAGGGUGAGGAAGGUGGCUAUCUUGACAUUUUAGAAUUGGCUCUUCAAACUUUCAACGACAAAUCUGGUUCGGGAGAGUUGGGAAUCACUCCGAAAGGAGAUUGGGAAACUUUGAACUUUGAAGAGGAGAGCAUGAAAUACCCCGGCAAUAGAAGUGUGGCCGGCAUGCAUACCAUCAAUACUGGUAUGGGCAGAGAAUAUUUGAUUCUCUUACUUGGUGAGAAAGAUCCAAGUAGCGAAGGUCAUGCUGGGGCUGGCAGGUUCUGGAGUGAUGUUUGGGCAUUUCAAUGUCCUCCCCAAGGCAUGACUGCGGCAAGUUUUAAGGAUGCUACCUGGCAAGCACUAGGUCGACAAACUGGUGAAGGUCUUUGGAGUCAAAUAGUUGUUUCGGACUCUGAGGGCGUCGAAGGUGAUGACGUUAGAAAGCUUGUUCCUGGCGAGCGUGGAUGGUUUGCAAGUUCGUCAAUGAGCGAUGUUGACUUCAGAGGUAUUCUCUUGUGGGGUGGUCUGAAUGGAAAGAAUGAACGUGAAGACAAUGGAUGGAUCUUAACAAUUGAAUGA